Messenger RNA from Dermacentor silvarum, 964 nucleotides. RefSeq lists its product as uncharacterized. Bases 1 to 729 code for a protein of 242 amino acids. NCBI's taxonomy places the organism in Eukaryota, Metazoa, Arthropoda, Arachnida, Ixodida, Ixodidae. The record is from RefSeq and is a predicted model, not a curated record. The transcript is spliced from 2 exons.
AUGAUGCAGCAGCACGAAAUCGUUGACGAAGCUGCUGUAGAGAAGCUGCAGGCUGAUCCAGCUGCCACCCGCGCUCUCGAUGGCGCCACGCAAGCGGCGGCGCGCGCUCGGCAGUUUCCGCAGCCGGACGCCUGUUUCAAGCACGACUUCGAGGCCCACAGCUUUGGUCACAGCUGCAAGGUUUGCGAUCGGUUGUGGUUCGACAACAAUCUGAGCGUGAUAGGGAACAUCAAGAAGGACUCGAGUCGCUUGAACGCGCUUCGGGUUCUUUGGAACGAGUUUGGAAGAGGAGGCCCCGACGACGAGCACGGCGACACCAUCAUCGCCGUCUGUGACGACAACCCUCGUCUGGCGCCGUUCAAGUCGUACCUGGUGUGUACCUCGUGCCGCGAGUCUCUGGUCAACGGGCGCGUCCCUUCGAUGAGCGUGAGUUUCGGCUACCGUUACCCUCCUCGUCCGGCGCACCUUCCCGAUCUGAACACGGUCGAAGAACGGCUCAUCUCGCCUCGACUCCCCUUCAUAAGCAUCAGGCGCCUGACCCGAGGUAACGGCCAGUUUGGAAUCAAGGGACAGGUGGUGAACGUUCCGAUCGGCGUUCCCAGCGUUGUGGAGUGCCUUCCUCGCAUGGUACCCGAGGACGUUGCGAUCGACGUUCACGUCAAGCGGAGGUUGGUGAGUCCGGCAACGUACAAGCGCGGGUUGGUCAAGCGCAGCAACAUUCUGGCUUGACUCAAGCACCUGCAACACACGCCGCUGUAUCGCGCCAUCAACGUUCGCUUCGACUGGAGCCGGCUCGAUUACUUUGACGGUGACGAGACUGCUGAACGUAAACGAGAAGGAGAAGAAGAAGAACGGAAAGAGGAUGAUGACGAUGAUGAGAUCGAAACUAUCCCUCAAGACUUUGACGUAAACGAUUCUCUGCAGUUGGCGAUUGCUCUCAACGCAGUUUCAAAGACGAUGUUCU